Molecule: messenger RNA, 1713 nt
Organism: Penicillium verrucosum
Lineage: Eukaryota; Fungi; Ascomycota; Eurotiomycetes; Eurotiales; Aspergillaceae
Exons: 4
Coding region: 1-1713 (570 amino acids)
Source: RefSeq, a predicted model, not a curated record
AUGAGUGGUUUACGCAAUACUGUGAAGGGUGGCUGGCACCCUGAAGGCAAGGAAGGUGGAAAGGAGAGCUGGCGCGGCGAUUUCAAAGGCAUCAACCAAGUGGCUGGGUGGAUGGGAAAGGGCAAGGAGGGUGAAUCCUCCGGUUCUGGUUCUGGCUCUGGGCAGACCUCCGAAUCACAAGGGGUCUGGGUGGAUGGGAAAGGGCAAGGAGGGUGGAUCCUCCGGUUCUGGCUCUGGGCAUGGCUCCUCGUCACAGGGGGAAUCAGGGGCCAAGUGGCAGGCUGGAUGGGAAAGGGCAAUGAAUCCAACCCCAACCGCUCCGACCAUGUCUCGCAACCAUUGUCAGCCCUCAAAGACCCAUCUUCCUUUGGACCCCCUCCCAAACAUAUCAAUUACCAUGGAGCAGCCGCGGUGCCAGACCAGACAACCCCCGACCACCGGGGUGUAGGAGCUCCGCUGUCCCAGGAUCAGAUUAACGCCCAGGAUUCCCACCGACAGCAAGUAGCCGAAGCAGAGGAGGAACAUUUCCAAAAGUCUGCCCCACCUCCGGUCCCGUAUCGCGUCGACACAAGCGGCCUGUCUACAGACAAUCUCCCUCCACCACCAGUGCGGCGACUAGACUCCACAAGUUCCGCCACAACAAGCUCGAUCUCAAAGUCAAAGCCGCCAAAGCCCCCGCCACGACUUCCUGCCCGCAAUGGAUCCCCCAGCUCCGAUCCGCCCCCCGCUUAUUCCACCUCACCGGUACUCUCCCACGAUUAUAUCAAUCAAGAUGCUACUUCCCGCCUAGCAAACGCCGGCAUCUCGGUUCCUGGAUUUGGGAUUGGUCAGGAGAAAUCAUCGUCGCCUGCACAUACGCCUGUCAAUGAGCUGCAGUCGCGCUUCUCUCAAAUGAAUACAUCGGGAUCUCCAUCGUCACCCACCCCGCCUGCCCAGGCCUCGGCGAACGCGAGCACGUCUUCUCCCCAGAACUUCCGCGAGCGCCACGCGGGCUCGAUCGAUUCUGGAAAGCAGAAAUAUGGUGACUUCCGCGAGCGUCAUGCGGAUACCAUCGACUCGGGAAAACAAAAGUAUGGUGAUUUCCGCGAGCGACACGCAGAUACCAUCGAUUCGGGAAAGCAGAAAUACGGUGAUUUCCGCGAGCGCCACGCGGACUCGAUCGAUUCAGGCAAACAGAAGUUGAGUGGCUACGCGUCGCGGUUCACUGGCUCUUCUCCAGCAGCGCCUAGCCCACCGGCCCGGCCCGCGUCGAAUACUUCCAGUAUGAACUUGGAACCGGCGGAGUCCGCACGGGGCACAUCCUCUGUCCAAGAUUUCCGUGAACGCCAUGCGGACAAGAUCGAUAUGGGCAAAGAGAAGUUGGGUGGAGUCACAUCGCGCUUUAACACAUUUGUGGAGGACCGUAAGUUCUCGGCCGAUGCCAACAAACGGAUCCCACGCCCACCCCCCACCCCCCACCUUCUCGUCCUAUCUCCAUGGGCCAGUCGAACUCUCCAGCGGGGUCACCCACGGAUCCCGAUAUUCAGACUCAAGCCCAGCGCAAGAAGGCCCCUCCGCCACCUCCACCCAAGCGAGCUGAAUUUCGUGCGUCCCCUGUUGACGCUUCGUCGCCAUCACUUCCGGGACCUCCUCCCGUUCCCCAUGGCACCAAGCCCCGGUAAGGAUUGUACUUUUAACCGUGUGUAUGUGUACGUUGCGCAUUCCUGGCGUUGA